CGCUUCAAGCUGAGUCAAACUCCCAGAGGUGCCACUCCUGUCCGCCUCCAGGGCGCAGGUGGAGCAGCCAUGUCCACUGGCUCCGCAGCGAGCGACCCCGAGGACUAUGAGACGUGUUUCAGGAGAGCCGCAGACCCUCUGGGCAGGGCUGUGAGGAAGACGACCUGCUACGACCCUCACCCAUAUUCGGACGAGGAGCCGGAGGCCAAGCAGGAGCGCAGGGUCUCCAGGGCGCACCAGAGGGAGGCGCGCCAGACGCAGAGGAACGCGGCCAACGCCAGGGAGAGGGCGCGCAUGAGAGUGCUGAGCAAAGCCUUCUCCAGGCUAAAGACCAGCCUGCCAUGGGUACCGGCGGACACCAAGCUGUCCAAACUGGACACGCUGCGCCUCGCCUCAAGCUACAUAUCCCACCUGAGGCAGCUGCUGCAGGAGGACCGCUUCGAGAACAGCUUUACGCGCCCAGUGAGCCUGACGUGGCCUUUCAUGAUGACAGUCCGCUCCGAGGACCAGGACAUCUCCACUGCUGCGGUUCGACUCUGCGGAGCUACAGCAUAAAGACUCUAUAGGACCUGGAGCGUGAGGAGAUGAUACAGAAACAUCCCUGUCUCUCCCAUCUUUGAAAAACCUGUUAGUGUGUGGCACGUGUGCAUGUGUGGCCCCCACGUCCUGAACUCUGGAACGUUAUUGUGUCGUGCAAGUUUACAAUGAGUGUGUGACCUCUUGUCUUCAUUUAUGUUUGAUUCGUAUAUUCUCUGGAUUUGGGUUUUUUUACGCUGUUGACUAUCGGAAAGUAUAUCACAGCUAGAUAGAAGUUUCUGUAUUCUGGUACUUUUGACAGGUAUUUGAGUGCGGUUAAGUAGUUUUUGCUUUUUUAUUAGAUUUGAACAUAUCAAGCCUCAUAAGGCCCAGGUGUGCAGCAGUGAUGGAGAUCUAUUUAUUGUGUUUGUUGUAUCCUUUAUGCUUUAAAACGUUUUCUUUUCAGAUAAAGGUUUGGUAA
Platichthys flesus (European flounder) is the source of this 997-nucleotide messenger RNA. RefSeq names its product musculin (gene msc). The transcript is spliced from 2 exons. Bases 70 to 555 code for a protein of 161 amino acids. Gene Ontology annotation, molecular function: DNA-binding transcription factor activity, RNA polymerase II-specific; protein dimerization activity; RNA polymerase II transcription regulatory region sequence-specific DNA binding. NCBI's taxonomy places the organism in Eukaryota, Metazoa, Chordata, Actinopteri, Pleuronectiformes, Pleuronectidae. The record is from RefSeq and is a predicted model, not a curated record. Gene Ontology annotation, biological process: skeletal muscle tissue development; regulation of transcription by RNA polymerase II.